Dibothriocephalus latus is the source of this 599-nucleotide messenger RNA. The record is from the annotation of a GenBank genome assembly. NCBI's taxonomy places the organism in Eukaryota, Metazoa, Platyhelminthes, Cestoda, Diphyllobothriidea, Diphyllobothriidae.
AUGAGUCUGGUGAGGAACUUUCCCUCGGAGUCUAUCAUUCUGGCAUUGUGGUCUACCGCGGCCGACUACGGAUGCAGCAUUUCUCCUGGCCUUACAUCGUUGAAAUGUCUCACAAAGGCAAAGAAUUUACCCUAACAGUUCGGUCGCCGCAACCCGUCAACGUGGAUCCAGUUUCGGGUGAAGCGACCCAAAAAUCUGCUAAGCCGUCUUCUCCGGUUUCAAAAACUGGCAGUAGGAGCCGUUCCAGAUCCAAAAAACCCCAUGGCCAUGUAAAAGACAGAGUCCUCACCUUUAAGUGUGCUCACCCGGCCCUCGCUAAACGGCUUUAUGAAGUAGUAAUCGAGCAUCAUGCUUUUUACCGACUUCGGGAACCCAGCGGGCCACGCCGAUCAAACCUUCUACCUGGAUUUGACACCAGAAAGUACCACUACAGCAGCCGUCAGAGAGUGUUUGAUGAAAACGGCAGUAGCCUGCUUCGGAGGCCGAGCAGUCGAGAAGCCACACCGAAGGGGCACGUGCGACGAGUUACGGCCCAGCGUCGACCGGAACAGUACGGUAAGUUGUUAAGUCAAGAAGUACUCCUGCAUGUUUUUCCUUAG